Messenger RNA from Lolium rigidum, 1518 nucleotides. RefSeq names its product heptahelical transmembrane protein ADIPOR1-like. Gene Ontology annotation, biological process: response to hormone. The transcript has 4 exons. The record is from RefSeq and is a predicted model, not a curated record. Gene Ontology annotation, molecular function: signaling receptor activity. Bases 265 to 1386 code for a protein of 373 amino acids. NCBI's taxonomy places the organism in Eukaryota, Viridiplantae, Streptophyta, Magnoliopsida, Poales, Poaceae. Gene Ontology annotation, cellular component: membrane.
ACUCCGGCCGUAUAGAUUCCGUGGCUUGCUUGCUCAAGCUUGAGCUACCUGCUCCGCUACAGUAUACGUGAGUGUCCUUUUUAACCCCAGCAACAAACAGCCAACAGCACCCAAGCCCCUUUAUCAUACACAGCCUCUCUGCUCUCUGUCUACCAUUCUAUCUCUGGGAGUUCCAGUGAGAUAAUUGCAGCUCGAUCUAGAGAGAGAGACAGAGAUAGAGAGGGGUAGUCUAGGGAGAGAGGAAGAAGCGUGAAGAAGCUGGGCAUGGACCAGGAGAGCGAGGGCACCACCGUGGUGCUGCAGGAAGCGCCAGCAGCGGCCAUGGAGGAGACGACGGCAAAGCAAGGAGGAGGAGGCAAGAAGAGGAGGAGCAAGCAGCAGAGGCGGUCGUCAGAAGGGAGGAAGGCGAGGAGGGAGUACCGGCUGGUGAGCUACGCGGAGCUGCCGGAGUACAUGAAGGAGAACGAGUUCAUCCUCAACCACUACCGCUCCGAGUGGCCCCUCCUCAACGCCUUCCUCAGCGUCUUCUCCUGGCACAACGAGACCAUCAACAUCUGGACGCAUCUGGUCGGGUUCAUGGUGUUCUUGGGGCUCACCGUGUGGCACCUCGCCCAGUACUUCCCCCAGGUGGCGCACCUCAUCGGCCACCUCUCCUGGCCCAUCUCAAAGGUUGCAGAGAACGUCUCCAGCAACAUAGGCGACGUCAUCUCUGGCGCGGCAUCGUUCAUGCAGGCGAGCCCGGGCCUGGCGAUGGCGGCGGCGGCGGGGGUCGGGCCGACGACGCGGUGGCCCUUCUUCGUGUUCCUCGCCGGCGCCAUGUUCUGCCUGCUGAGCAGCUGCGCGUGCCACCUGCUCUCCUGCCACUCGCACCGCCUCAACCUCUUCCUCAUCCGCCUCGACUACACCGGCAUCGCCGUCAUGAUCGUCGUCUCCUUCUUCCCGCCCAUCUACUACAUCUUCCAGUGCGAGCCGCGCUGGCAGCUCGUGUACCUCUCCGCCAUCUCCCUCGCCGGUGCCGCCACCGUGUACGCGCUCAUGUCCCCCCGGCUCAGCGCCGGAAAGUACCGCGCGUACCGCGCCCUGCUCUUCGUCGGGAUGGGCCUCUCCGGGGUUGUCCCCGCCGUGCACGCCGCCGCCGUGAACUGGCACGAGCCGCGACGGAAUGUGACGCUGGCGUACGAGGGGGCCAUGGCGGCCUCGUACCUCACCGGCACCGUGUUCUACCUCACGCGCGUGCCGGAGCGGUGGAGGCCCGGCAUGUUCGACCUCUGCGGCCAGAGCCACCAGAUCUUUCACUUGCUAGUCAUCGCCGGCGCGCUCGCGCACUACGGCGCCGCCAUCGUGUUCCUUAGGGUCCGCGACGAGAUGGGCUGCCCGGCUAAGUGAUAGAUAGCACCAUCAUCCAUACCGCCAUUGGAAGGCCAUUUAGAGCUGCCCGCAGCUUAACAAAGUACUAUACCACCAAACUAAUGGCGAUCACCAUGAAUGCAGAUGAUGAUACAACAAAUUUUAGGAGAA